CGACGUCUCUGCAGAGGCGCCUGCGGAUGGGCUAAUAGGAGGGCCUACCGAGGCAAAGAGCAGGAGCACAGACGCCGUCCAGUUGGCGACCGAGUUUGUUGUGGGAGGAAUCAUGGUCCAUGUGUGCAGGUGGGAGAGUGGGUUGUGGGGAUGGUGA
Messenger RNA from Sphaeroforma arctica JP610, 157 nucleotides. RefSeq lists its product as hypothetical. NCBI's taxonomy places the organism in Eukaryota, Ichthyosporea, Ichthyophonida. The record is from RefSeq and is a predicted model, not a curated record. The transcript has a single exon. The annotation marks the transcript as partial.